Messenger RNA from Closterium sp. NIES-67, 6338 nucleotides. The record is from the annotation of a GenBank genome assembly. Lineage: Eukaryota; Viridiplantae; Streptophyta; Zygnematophyceae; Desmidiales; Closteriaceae.
GUGAGCUGCUGCCAGCUUCCGCAUCUCGCCUCCAUUCGACCACGUCAGGUCAACUCCAUCCUCCAAUGCACGACCAGGAAAUGGCAUUUCACAAAAACAACUGCGGUGGCUUGCCCUAGCUCCUCGUUCCAGAGGCCAGUUAGAAGAGCACAGCGAAAACGGCAAUUUUUUCGUCCAAGUGUCGUCAUAAGUGCGACAGCCAGGACUGGGUAGAUACGUGCACAGCAGUAUCACGUCGUCCCCGGGAAUUAUAUGCACACCCGAUUACUGCCCCAGUUUUCCUUACAGCGCCGUUACGCUCAUCCGGAUAUCUUACCUAAGCUUAUCCAGCGGGUCUCUGAACACCCGUCACAGUAACGAGCGGUAAGCGCGGCGUACGUCAGCAUUCGUGGCUGUCGCACGCAUCUGUCGCACGCAGUUGAAUCUGUCGCGGAUAUUUCAACGUAAACGUUUUUGCAAAGCAAGCUAGACGAUUGUAGCCGUUGGAACUUCAGCGUAUGGCGCUAGUUGACCGUUGGACGGCCGACGACGAUGCUGACUUGGUCUCUUUUCCAACAGAGGGCGCUUUUGUUUAUUCUAAUACCGAAUCCUUCGAUAUCGAGACCUGUUCCUUGGUCCGAGAGCCUCAUGCGUAUCCGGACGAUGAGCUUACGGGCGAGGCAUGGGGGGAGAACACGACCGGUCGAGCGAUGAUGAUGAUGCGCACCCACGACGGUUCGCGAAUGUCGGCGGUUUCGAUAGUAGAAGCCGAAUGUGACAACUGCGAAGGUUGGGGAGACAGUGUGUGUCAGGAGGGAGGGCCGGUAAGGCGGGGAUUGGAUCGUAACGAACCAAGCGCGGUUCGUCUGCAGCCUCGUGGAUUGCUUAGGCGGCGAAGUGACCCGUCCGAUUGGUACUACGUGCCUUUCCCACUGUCUAGUUCGCACCAGGGAGACUCCCUCCAUGCCCGUAGCAAUAAGAGCGUCCUUCCAAAGUCGAGCUCCGGUCCUACGUUCCUAUAUCCUUCCGCUCCUUCCGCUCCUUCCGCCCGCCGAUUCCUCCACCGCUCCUCCGCUCCCCACGGUGCACCCUCCGCGCAUCCCGAAGCCUCCGCGGAGGCGGAAAAUCCCGCAUUUUCCCCUGCGGGCCUUGCGUUUCCCCCUACUGCAGGCGCGCAGCCAACGCUGCUCCGCAAGUCCUCCGCUCCCCCUUUGCGCGCCAAUGCCCCUGCCACCCGCAUUUUUGCGGAGACCUACGCGCCCGGCUGGGGUUCCUUCAGCGAACGAGCGGCGGAUACUAUCGCAAUCGCUACAACAGCGGAUAGUACAGGGGAAGUCAGGACGGGAAAUGCGGCGGGAAACGGGGGGAGGGAUACCGCUUUAACGCGCAGGCGAACAGUAGAGGCGAUGCCGGUUUUCGGGAGUCAAUUGGUGGCUGACACGCGAAGAGGGGGAAGGGGGAAAAGCGGUCCACUUUUUCUCGGCGCAUCUGCUGCUGCCGCGGCAGCGAGUGUGGCGGUGGCAGCAGCAGCCUUCCCUGCCGCUUCAAGCUUCUCCGAGCGCCCCUCCCGUCGCCUGGAGCAGCAGCAGCAGCAGCAGCAGCAGGUGUGGCGGCGAAAGCUGAGCGUUGAAACGAGGUCCGGUCUUGACAGGGGCGAUGGAGGUGCGGCGGGGGAAGGAGGGCCCGAUGGUAGCAGUACGGCCGCACGGGGCAUGUUGAACGGGCUGCGUGGACCAACAUCAGCAGCGCCAAUGGACCCAGCAGCACGAGUGGAAGCCGCAGCACCACCAGCACCAGCAGCAGCAGUGGCGCCGCUGACUCCAGACACUCCCGUGCCUGGGAGCAAGGGCCUGUGCUGGCCCACUGAGAGGAAGGGCGCCAGUGGCAGUGGUGCCGGCCGCAGCGAUCUAAGCAGAGCCAGCUGUGCUGUUUCACGCUCUAUCCCCUUCAGUGAAAGCGACGAGCUGAGUGAUACUAAGGAGCGUGGCGAGGAGCAGAGAGACGCUGAGGAGCAGAGAGCGUUGCAGUGUGGAGGGGGGGACCGAGCAGGGGUGGAAGGAGUAUGGGUCCGAGGAGAAGAGUUGGCAGCGAUGUGCCCAAGUCAGUGACGUGGGGCGACACACAGAGCAAACCAGCAAGGAGCCGCGUUGUUGUGCUGCCUAAAUCCGUGUCUCUGUCUGCAAACGCGUCAGUCACCAGCUUGGGUCCCAAUUCAGGUUCGAGUUCGAGUUCAGGUUCAGGUUCAGGUUCAGGUUCAGGUGAGCGGCACCUCAGGCAGCAUCGACGCGGGUGGAGCAUUGCGGGAGCAGCAGCAGCAGGCGCUGUAUGUAGCUGGGAGCGUAGAGUGGCAGAGGACGCAUCUUCAAGCCCCUUAAACGAGCACGGGGAUUCCAUAGGGGGCGAGCUUGAUGAAUGCAAUGAGCAGCAGCAGCAGCAGCAGCAGCCACGGCCGCAGCUACAGCUACAGCAGCAUCACCAGACGCAGCAGCAGCAGCAGCAGCAGCAGCAGCAGCAGCAGCAGAAACAGCAGGGGACAAGGGAGCCACAGCAGGUGCAGCAAAAGGCACGCAGCGGGCCUCUACAACCCCCCCCAGGUGGUGGUGGCGGUGGUGGUGGUAGGCGGUCAGUGCACUGGAGGAGCCACAGCACUGUUGAACGGUCGCACUCAUGCACUCCCUCACUCACUCACCCUCUCACUCCCUCUGCCACUCACUCGCACACUCCCUCUGCCAAUCACUUGCACACUCCCUCGCUCGCUCACUCAAACGCGCCCUCUCAUCCUCACUUCUGUGAGGGGGUGGGGUAUGAAGAGGCGCGGGGGGACGUGAGGGACGAGGAGGGGGGAGAUGGGGGAGAAGGGAAGGAGGGGAAAGGCAAGGGAGGGGUGGAUGGAGGGAGGAAAGGAGGUAUAGGGAGGCACGGCCGCAGCAGGAGCCUGGUGGCCCUCCGAAGCAAGUAUGGCAGCAGCAACAGCACUGCUUCUGGUGAUGACGUGGGUGGUGCUUCAGACUUCUCCCCUGCCGCGCUGCCUGGGUUCUUGCUGUCUGCAGCCUCGGCUGCUGCCGCCGCCGCUGUGUGUGCGGCCAGCUCAGCAAGCAGAGUGGUCCAGAGAAGGCAGAGCUCAUCCUCCGCAUCAUCCAGCCACUCCUCUUCUGCUGCAGGGGUUGCUGGCAGCAGCAGCAGCGGUAACAUGUCGAGGAGGAAAAAAGGGAGGAGCAUGAGCAGCAUCGGUUUGCAUUCCCAGCCACAGCCGCACAUUCCUAGCGGCAGCUACAAGACGAAUACUUCUGCCAGGCACAGGCGUACUGUCAGUGAGUUUCACCACAGCGCCGCUUCUGCUGCUGGUGGUGGUAAUGAUGGUGAUGGUGGUGGCAGCAGCAGCCUCUGUGGCAGCCCCAGCAGCAACCGUGCUGGGAGAUUCGACCACCCCAGGCACGCCAGUGCUGGUGCCCUGGCUGCUCUCACCAGCUGUGCCUUCCCCCGCAAUCCAAGCCCCCUCUCCUCCCCUGCUCGCCCUGCCAGCUACAGCACUGGCCGCGCCAGCAGCCAGAGAAACAACUUGAAGAGUCCUCUGGGCUCUCCCUCUCUCCGCACCCUUUCUCCUUCCCUCUCUCCUUCUCGCUCUCCCUCCCGUCGCUUCCCCACGUCCUCCUCUCUCUCGCGCCCCCGGACCCCAUCCCCUCUCUUCCCUCCCUCCUCAUCCAUCUCCCCGGGAUGCUCCCCCACACUCUCUCCCGCUCACUCCCCCACUCGCUCCCGCAACAGCAGCCCCAUCCCUCGCCUCCGAGCCUUGGACCUCCCAAGCCUGUUCUUCCGAGCCUGCAGCCCAGGCUCGUCACCUGGCCGAAGCUCGUCGCCUGGCCGAGGCUGCUUGGCAGGCCCGGCGCCCAGCUGCUUUGGGUACAUGAGCAGUCCCCAAGGGUAUGGAGGCAGGUCACCUGGGAGCAGCAGUGAGAGCAGCGAGAGGAGUGAAAGCGGUGGCAGUGAUGGUGGCGGUGACAGUGAUGGCGGUGACGGCACUUACAGCCCUGCUGGUAGCAUGGUCUUGCACUUGCAUAAUGAUGAGUGUGGGGAGGAGUGUGGGGAUGAAUGUGGGGAGGAGUGUGGAGAAGUGAGUGGGGAGGAGUGUGUGGUUGGAGAAGAGAUGAGAGGGGGGAGCGAUGGAGCAGGAGAGGAUUCUGAAGAGGAGGAAGGAGAAGAGAGCAGAAGUGAGGGAGGAGAGGACGGGGAAGUGGAGGAGGGAGAAGUAGAGGAAGGAGAGGAGGGAGGAGGGGAGGGAGAAGGAGAGAGGGAAGAAGCAACCAGAGCAGAAAGCAGAGAACGCAGUGAGGGAAUGGAGGGACGAAGCACGGGCCAGGAACGUGUAAUGGGGCAGCUUCUUGCUCCAUUGACGAAAGAGAGUCUGCCUGUAACGAGUAUGGGUCCUCCAGCAACCCCUGUGGAUUCUGCACGGCCUACAACCCCCGCACCUACCACCACCCUUGCUUCCACAGCUCCUGAUCCCUCACCUCAGCGCAUCAACUCAACUCCCCCCUCCACCCCGCCACACCUGGCCCCUCCUUCACGCCCCAUCACCCCGUCCCUCCUCAACCAUCCCUCACGCCCCAUCACCCCGUCCCUCCACAACCAUCCCUCACGCCCCAUCACCCUGUCACGCCCCGUUACCCCGAUUGUUCGCCAGCCCAGUGCAGCCCGCAGCUUCCUGCAGGAGCUCAGUGCAAGGCGGCCGCAGGGGGUGGCCAUGGGGGGUGUGGCUGGGGAGAGGGGAGGACUCCAAGUCAAGGAUCUUGGUGGGGAUGGUGGUGGCUUGAAUAGGACGGCAGGUGCAAGUGGCGCGGAGAGUAGGGGACGAGAGAACGUGAACCACGGUGGUCUCACUGGUGGUGAUGCAAGAAACGGUGGGCGGCGUUCCUUGUCGCCAUUAGGACCCCAGCUGCUGCCCGACGCUAUGUCAGGUCCCCGCCCGGUACCCUGCCACAGGCAUGCCACAGGCGUGCAGAGCACAAGCACACACAAUACCAAGGCAAGCGCACACAUGCUUCUGGCUGCCCAGGCACAUCUGGGCCGCUCGUACAGCAGCGUUGCAUCUCACGCCCAAGAAUUAACGGCUGGGAUGUCUCUGGAGCACGUCCCACAAGUGCCUCUUCUCCCCCAUGUGCGGCCAGCGCCGCUCCGCACAGCCAGUAUGAGCAUGGCGGGGGAGUCUAUAGAGGGGAUGGGCAGGGUUGCUGGCCGGGUGGCAGCAGAAGACGCACAGAGGGGAGGUGGAGGAGCAGGGAGAGGAGGUGUAGGGGUGGUACGAGGAUGGGGAGAAAGAGGAGGAAGAGGAGGAUGGCGAGAGCAAGGAGGUAUUGGAGGUGGGAGUGUGAUACGACCAGUGACUUCAGGGGGGAACAUGGGUAUGGUGGUGGUGAGGCAUGGCACGAAUGCUUCUGGAGUCAUGGGAGGCAUGGGAGGCAUGGGAGGCAUGGGAGGAAGAGGGGAUGCAGGAAGGAUGGGGAACAUGCGUCAUCCGCACAUGACAGGGAUGGGUAUGAUGAGGCGGUGUGGCAGCAUGAACAUGGCUUCUGACGUGGAUGAUCCCUACUGGUCCGGUCGUGGUGAUGACAUGGAUGGCUUCGACCAAGGGCUGUAUGCUGAUGUGGAUGGAGUGUGGGUCGAAGGUACGGAACCUGGAUGGCGGAGUGGUGCUGGUGUCAGCAUGAGGCUGCAUGAUGUCAGCAUAAUGCAGCGGCCAUACUCUUCUGGAGGGCCUCCCAUGGGUUUGGCGAGAGGGAUUCACAAGGGUGCUCCAAUGGGCAUGGGUGCUCCAAUGGGCAUGGGUGCUCCAAUGGGCAUGGGUGCUCCAAUGGGCAUGGGGGGUUCUGUGAACAUGGGAUCUGCUGUGGGCAUGGGCGCUGGACUGGAUCACCGUGGAAAACACACAGGUAUGGUCAAGAUGGGCCUUCAUAGACACAUGAGCAUGAGCAUGGCCCCACAACUGUCGCAUUAUGACGAUGAAAGGACUGGUCGUCGUGCUGAUGAGGGUGAGGAGGAUGAAUGGGGGGGUGUUCCGGCUCGUCCUGGUGCUGCCACACCUAGUGGGUACACCCGUGGCCUUGACCGGAGCAGCAGUUCAGGAUUUUAUGUUCUUCAGCGGGCGGGAUCUGAAGUGUUGUGUUUAGAUCCCGACAGUUAUGCCAUGGAGGCGUAUACGUCAAGGGUGGGCAAAUUUGGCAGAAAUGCGUGGCAGUACUAAGGGACUUAGGGGCCACGAUUCUAGUGGAGGGGUACAACAAGCUGUACUCAUCGAUGCUGUUGUAGUUGUAUAGCAUAUUGUAUAUUGUGCUUUAUGGGGGGCUCUGAGCUAGUAACAUCCG